CGUCACCGUGGCUUCUCCUUAUGGUUUUUAAUCGAUGCUACUAUUUAAAAUAACGAUCGUGUAUAAUGCAUUUUGUAUAGAAAUAACUCUUUACCUGUUUUUACCUAAUUUUGUUUUCUUUAUCGGUAGCAAGUAGGCUACUUCCUGGUUCAGAAUUAUUGUUUUGCCAAAGUUCAUACACGUGUGCAGUUUCGUAACAAACAAGCCGACUAGUCCAUCAGAAUGAAACGUGUUAAUCAUCCGGGGACUAGUGGUGCAGAUGUGAAGAUUCCCCGCUUGGAUGGACCAGAUCCAGUCACAGAUUUAAAAAGUAUCAUUGACCAACAGGAAAGGUGUCAGUCUGUGGUGAAGGAGUUAGAAGAUUUGUUUCGUGAGAGCACAAAUCUACAUCCCUUGCCAAGAGUGAAAGACUGGCGGAAAAGGCUGCAGAAGAUCAAGAAACAGCUAGACGAUCCACCCCAAAUUACAAUAGCAGUGGUUGGUGAAAGCGGCGUAGGAAAGUCGUCAAUGUUAAAUGCUCUGUUUGAUCAAUCAUCCCUGUUGCCUACUUCUGCGAUGCGUGCCUGCACGGCCGUUGUCGUCAAAGUUUCAGCAAAUACUGACAACCUUGACUACGAAGCAGAUAUAGAGUUCCUUUCGGAAGAGGAAUGGUAUGACGAGGUGAAACUACUUAUCGAGGACCUUACUGAUAAAAAUGGAAAACUUCAUUCUAGCGGUGGUAACCCGAGAACGACAGUAUCGGGAGCGGCCUUCGAAAAGGUCAAUGCUGUUUAUGGGAAAGUAGAGCCACUUGACAGUUUGAAGGAAAACAGGAAGAUCACGAAAUGUUUGGGUUCAACGGAGAAGAUAAAAUCACGUGAUGCUGUUGAUCUCCGUUUGAAGGUUGAAAAAUACAUUGAUUCAGGUGACGCAUCACGCGAUGGACAGUACUGGCCUAUCAUAAAGAGUGUACACAUCCGUGUGCCCAACUUGGAUAUCUUUAAAAGUGGCCUUGUCUUUGUUGACCUUCCAGGAGUUGGUGAUUCCAAUCUGGCAAGGAACAAGAUUGCUGGGGAAUAUUUGAAAGACUCUUCACAUGUAUGGGUGGUGGCCACGAUACAGCGAGCAGUCGACAACAGCAUAGCUAAACAACUGCUGGGAAAGCACUUCCGUCGACAGCUCUAUAUGGAUGGCCAAUAUGGAAGUCUGGCUUUUAUUUGUACACAGAUUGAUGUUAUUACACCAUCAGAGAUCAAAAAAGCAAACAUAAUGACACCCGAAGAAGAAUGUGAAUUCAUAAAACUGGAUUUGGAAAAAAAAGAGUUGUUGCAACAAUGCAAGGAGUUGAAGAGUCAGCCACAGAAUACUGAAAGGAAGUUAGAGAUUUUAGAGUUCGAAGAAAGGAUGAAAAAUAUAGACAAAGCCAUUUCUGCAUUGGCUGCCAAGGCUAGGAAUGAAUUCUCCACUAAGAGAAUAAAACAUGAUUUUAGAGCUGGACUUCGGGAAUUGGAGCAGAAAGCAGGUGAGCCAGAACAAGACGAGGAAGACGAUGAACUGGAGGAGUUUGGUAACAGUGAUGAUCAGAAGGAAGAGGAGGAAAGUACAACCACAGAUGGAGAUCUCAGUGUGUUCUGUGUUAGCGCAGCUGAAUACAUGAAGCUGAAAGAAUUUUUAGACAGUACUGAUGGCCUUGCUAAGGUGUUCAGUAAACCAGAUGAGACAGGAAUACCGAAACUGCGAGACUUCGUUCAAAAGAUGGCGGUUGAUAACAGAAAGACCGUAAUGAAAGAGAUCACUGAGGAAACUUGCAACUUGUUUCUUGAUCUUCAGGAUUACUUGGCCAUAUUAAACCCUGCAGCUAGGCCUGGUUCAGAGCAGAUUGUAUCAGUGGUGAAUAAGCAUGUCAAAGAAGUGGACACAGAAGUGAAGGCCAUUGCAACGAAGCUGUCAACGGACAUAUCUGAAACUUUUAAAAAAGAGAUCUUUCCCAAUCUUGUUGAAGGUGUCUGUAAUGGAAAAAGGGACGCAUUGGAGAUCAGUGAAAAGUGGAGAUCCUUACAUAAAUGUGCAACAUACAAGGCAACUGUUGGGCAUCAUGGGACCUACAGCUCUCGAGUAGCAGGAGCUGUCACGUUUAAUGAGGAUUUGGCUGCACCAGUUCUUGAUUCAAUUGCUUCACAGUGGACUAAAGUUUUCAAUGACUUGUUAUGGCAACAUUUUGACAAUGUUAAAGAAGCCAUGCUUGAUGCCAUCCACAAAUUUUUUACUGAUACCACAUCAGACCUUCUAAAACAUGAUGUUCAAGCUGACGAUUUGGAUAGAAUCAGUGGUCAAAUUGGAAGGUCUAUAGAGACCAAGUUGACUGAGAUGGUGAAGUCCAAUAAAGUAAUUGUGAACAAGAAACAACGAGAUUGUAGCAGACGUAUGCCGGAGAUAUUGAAGGAACACAUGAGGGAAACCUAUGAGGCAUGUAAUAGAAAAAGAGGAAGUGGAAGCUUCGACCGAAUGCGUAAAGAAAUGACUGAUGGUGUGGAGAAGAAUGUGGAUGUCAUGUAUGUCGAUGGCUCUCGCGAUCUGAAGGAACAGCUGGAGACUCUGCAGAAGUCUGUUGUGGUCGAUGUGAAAAAAAUCCUACUAGCAAUAUGUGAUUACUUGAAAGCAUCCUACGAGCCUCUGUGGAAAGUAACUCCAGAGCUCAGUGAGCUGGAGGAUAGAUUUGCCACGUGUAUUGGUUCUGGUAUUGAACAAAUCAAAGAAAACUACGAGGAACUGGGAAUUGUAUUCCCCAUCAGGGACACAACUAAGAAAGGUUCUGGUCGGGAUUCUUUGUCAAAGACAAUGGAAUCAUUGAAGCAAAAAGAGACAGACAUCAGAAUAAGUGAAGCUCAGGAAGAGAGAGCUAAGCAGAGAAGAAAGAGGAAGACAAAAGCGACCGAAAGGGAAUGAAUGACAAAAACAGCCAACCUGGAGAGAUCUUGGCAGUAAAUCCAGCCCAACUAUUUUGACUGGUCAGUGUGGUAUAUCAUAUCACAUCAGUCUUAGCUAGGAAAGGUGAAUGAUCCCUCGUGCCUUCAUCUACACACUCACCUGGAAAGUUUAGGAGAAUGACAAAAUUUUAAAUAUAUUUUUACUUUUCUUCAACCUUGAAUUUGCUCAUAGCAAAGAUUAUAUAGAAUCAUGUUAUAGAAAUUGUAAUAAUCAUGUUAUAGAAAUUGUAGAAGUUAUAUAGUGGUUUAUUAUUAUUAUUUUUUUUAAAUCUUGUAAUUAUUCACAAGAUAAUUUCAUGGUUCAGUUAUACUCUUAAAAUUCAUUCACAGGUGAAAGAGUACUUGCUUUACACCUUUGAUCAUAAAGUGCAACUGUGACAUCUUGAAAAGAAAAAAUUAAGCUGUUCAACAAAUAUGUAACAUAGAAAUCUGGCAAUUUUUUGUACCUACUUCUCAUAUAUACAUGUAACAUUUUGCAACAUCUCAGCCUCCAAUCACAUGCCUUGACAUAACAGACCAACAUUAUUGUAACUAGUGUUUGUAUUUAAAACCAAUUUAUAUUAAUAAAUACAUAAUGUUUUAAUGUCAAGAAAGUCAAGACUGUUAUACAUAAAACAAAAUGGAUAAGAAAUGAAUUAUAUACUUGUAGAGUAUGCUUUUAUUUAAGGUCCAAAGUUAAAUAUUUUUUUAUUUUACAAAAUUAUGAAAUACUCUACACUAGGGGUGGGAGGUGGAGGAAGAGUUGCCUGGAAACGUAAUACUCUUUGUAGGACUGAAAAUGUUGAAAACUCCUAACAUACUAACUGAAUAUAUUAAUUUGUCACUUUUGUCACCUAGAUACUUCAAUUUCUUCUGUGUUUUUUCCUAACACUGAUAUCCAUUUAUACUGUUAGUUGGCAAUGGGCUUUUUAAAAUAUGAUUUUCUUUAAAGUGUUAGCGUCGUAUAUGGGUUUUUUUUAGGGACGGUCUGCGAAUUGGAACCACAACUAUUAUUUUGUUACUUGGGAUGGCAGUGUGUCGCAUACUAUUACUAGGUCACUGUGGCCUACUUUUUAUGAUCUACUGCACAUAACAGUAAAUCCUUGUACGGACCAUAUCGUGCAUACA
Messenger RNA from Gigantopelta aegis, 4073 nucleotides. RefSeq lists its product as uncharacterized. NCBI's taxonomy places the organism in Eukaryota, Metazoa, Mollusca, Gastropoda, Neomphalida, Peltospiridae. The record is from RefSeq and is a predicted model, not a curated record. The transcript is spliced from 21 exons. Bases 223 to 2925 code for a protein of 900 amino acids.